GAAAACUCCAACUACCACAAUGCAUCACUGACAACCGGAAGAGGAAGGCGUGCACGUGGACCUACAUAACAAUUGUGAAUAAAAGAGGGAAGGAGCUAUUCGCGGACACGCUGUUUAUUCAGAAUGUGUUAGCGAUGUCGUGCUGAUGUACCCGACUCCUCUGUACUCCCAUGCUGGUCAUGGGCCUUUCUCGGAGGUAUAUGAGCCAGCAGAAGACUCUUUCCUCUUGAUUGAUGCGUUGGAGAAGGAUGCUGAAUUGCUGCAGCGAAGCAAGCCUGCUGUCUGCCUCGAGGUUGGCAGUGGCUCGGGUGUGGUCUCUGCUUUCCUGGCAUCAUUAACUGGAGCUGAAGCGUUGUAUCUCUGCACUGACUUGAACCCGGCAGCGGCUCAGUGCACAGCGGAGACGUCUCGCUGUAAUAACCUCCACCUGCAGCCUGUUAUAACUGACUUGACUGAGUGUCUGUUACCCAGACUGAAUGGACUGGUGGAUGUUCUUCUUUUCAACCCUCCAUAUGUAGUCACCCCAUCUGAGGAGGUGGGCAGUCAUGGCAUUGAGGCAUCCUGGGCAGGAGGAAAGAAAGGCAGGGAGGUGAUGGACAGAUUCUUCCCCAUGAUUUCACAGCUAUUAUCCGAGCGGGGCCUGUUCUACCUGGUCACAGUGUCCGAUAACAAUCCAGAGGAGAUUCUGUCUCUGCUCGCUGAAUCCGGGUUAAGAGGAGAGGUGCGUCUGUCUCGUCAGGCAGGAAGAGAAAAGCUGUCCAUCCUGCGCUUCAGCAAGAGUGACAUCACGGGACUGUGAAAGCUGAAGGCACACUUACACUGUGACUGAAAUCCUCUGUGUAUUCCAGCAGCAGAGCAAAGUGACUGAAGUGGGAGUCAAAAUUAGUGUCUGACUUCCAGUUAUCUCAAAAAUACAAUUACACAGAUGUCUUGUCCUUCUUUACACUUCCCAAUGGCCUUUAUCUUGUCAGGCUGCAGUGUUGGUGAAGUGUGACCUUAAAGAACUUUUUGAAGUUUUAACAGCUCACCUGUAAGGGAUAAAGAGUUAAGUAAUGAUG
Molecule: messenger RNA, 1058 nt
Organism: Hemibagrus wyckioides
Lineage: Eukaryota; Metazoa; Chordata; Actinopteri; Siluriformes; Bagridae
Gene: hemk2
Product: N-6 adenine-specific DNA methyltransferase 1
Exons: 7
Coding region: 146-799 (217 amino acids)
Biological process (GO): methylation
Cellular component (GO): eRF1 methyltransferase complex
Molecular function (GO): nucleic acid binding; protein methyltransferase activity; S-adenosylmethionine-dependent methyltransferase activity
Source: RefSeq, a predicted model, not a curated record